This is a messenger RNA of Cyprinus carpio (common carp), 3673 nucleotides long. Its product is annotated as pyruvate dehydrogenase [acetyl-transferring]-phosphatase 1, mitochondrial-like. NCBI's taxonomy places the organism in Eukaryota, Metazoa, Chordata, Actinopteri, Cypriniformes, Cyprinidae. The record is from RefSeq and is a predicted model, not a curated record. Gene Ontology annotation, molecular function: cation binding; protein serine/threonine phosphatase activity. Gene Ontology annotation, biological process: protein dephosphorylation.
UGAUGACGUAGCAGCUAUGUAAGCGAACCAAUCAUCUUGUCCGGUGGGAGUGGAGGGGAACUAGGCUCGCAGGAUGCGGGCGGGGUGAGUGCAUAUGAACUAAUGUAGCCUGAUCAAACAUCGACCACAAAUUCAUUUACCCGCUAAUAUCCUCAGGUCCUUUGAGGGUAUAUCAUGGCUGCUACCUCCCAUGUGUUCAGGGUCAUCCGUGGCAGGAGGUGUGGUCGGAUACUGGUGCCACCCAUAACAUGCCAAAACUGCAGCCGUCCUCCUCAUCCAUGCAUCUAUGCAACUCGGCCACACAGCUUUGAACAAAGAUGGCAGCACCAGGUGCGGGGAUACAGGACAACACCCGCAUGGCACACCUACUACUUGACCCCACCUCAGGUGAACAGCAUUCUAAAAGCUAACGAGUACAGCUUCAAAGUUCCUGAGUUUGAUGGAAAGAACCUCAGUUCGGUCAUGGGCUUUGACAGCAACCAGCUCCCGGCAAAUGCACCAAUUGAGGAUCGCCGAAGUGCAGCAACUUGCUUACAGACCCGUGGCAUGAUUUAUGCCGUAUUUGAUGGCCAUGCAGGCUGCGCAUGUGCUCAGGCACUCACGGAGCGCCUCUUCUAUUACAUUGCCGUCUCAUUACUGCCACACGAGACGCUGAUAGAGCUGGAGAAUGCAGUGGAGAGUGGAAGACCUCUUCACCCAAUAUUGCAGUGGCACAAGCAUCCCAACGACUACUUCAGCAAGGAAGCUUCGCGGCUGUACUUCUCCAGUUUGCGCACGUACUGGCAGGAACUGCUGGAUCUGAGCGUUCCUGGGGAGCAACCGGAUGUUGCUGAAGCUCUUGUGAGUGCCUUUAAAAGGUUGGACAAUGACAUAUCCCUUGAAGCGCAGGUUGGCGACCCGAAUGCGUUCUUGCACUACUUGGUGCUCCGUGUUGCAUUCUCAGGUGCUACUGCAUUAGUUGCACACAUUGAUGGUAAUGAGCUGCACAUUGCCAACACUGGAGAUUGCCGUGCAGUCCUGGGCGUACAAGAACCUGAUGGCUCUUUUUCAGCCCUCACGCUCACCAAUGACCACAAUGCACAGAAUGAAUCUGAGAUGAAGCGUGUGCGGUCUGAGCACCCGCUUUCUGAGGCCAAGAGUGUGGUGAAGCAGGAUCGACUGUUGGGGUUACUCAUGCCAUUUCGCGCCUUUGGAGAUGUUAAAUUCAAGUGGAGUAUUGAACUACAGCACCGUGUUCUCGAGUCCGGACCGGACCAGCUCCAUGAGAAUGAGCACGCCAAGUUCAUCCCACCCAACUAUCACACACCACCCUACCUUACGGCAGAACCGGAGGUGACGCGACACCACCUUCGUCCACAGGAUCGUUUCCUGGUGCUGGGCUCGGAUGGGCUGUGGGAAACGCUACACAGGCAGGAGGUGGUGAGGAUUGUGGGUGAACAUCUCACUGGAGUGCACCAGCAGCAGCCAGUCAGUGUUGGCGGCUAUAAGGUGACCCUGGGUCAGAUGCAGGGAUUGUUGCAGGAGAGGAAGGCUCGCAUCUCCUCCACCUUCGAAGACCAGAAUGCGGCUACGCACCUGAUUCGGCAUGCGGUGGGGAGUAAUGAGUUUGGAAUGGUGGACCAUGAGAGGUUGUCAAAGAUGUUAAGCUUGCCAGAGGAAUUAGCCCGCAUGUAUAGGGAUGAUAUCACAAUCAUUAUAGUGCAGUUUAACCCACACGUCAUAGGCGGACAGUAGAAGCGGACCCACUUUUUCUUUCACAUGCUCUGUUACAUACAUCUCAUCACACUGCAUUAUCAGUAAUAUCAGCACAGCAAAAUAUCUAUAACGGUGGAAUGUAUUACUCUUGAGUGUAUUUUUAUGUUCAUUUUUAUUUUCACAUAUUCAAGGCAGCUACCCUUGAAAGGAAUUCUAAUAUUCAGGAGGUGAGCAGUGUUUAUUCCCAGUGUUAUAUGUGGAAUUAAGCCAAACAGAAAAAAUGAAGCUCACUGCAGACCUACUGUCACAAUUAAACCGUCAAAAUGCAACACAAAACCAUAAAUCAAGACUGGAAAUGUACUAAUGUGUUUAUAUAGUGCUUGUUGUUCCAAAAUGUGCUUUUAUGUUGUAUGGUUUUAAUUUUUGAAUGAAUGAAAACGGAAAGUAAAGCAAAGGUCAUUUUUAAAUGUUGAGUGAGUGUUAGAGAAAGAAUAAGAAUAGAAAGCAAAGUAGGUCCAGAUUUGUACUUUUGAAAUUGGAGUGCUCUUUAACUGGGAUAUGUCAAAUAAGAAGUUAUUUUAAAGGGACAGUACACUCAAAAAUUACAAUUAUGUCGUUUACUCACAUUCAUGUAAUUCCAAGCCUGUAUAACUGUACAAGAUAUUUGAAAAAUGUCCCAGUGACUGUAAGUCGGUGGACCCCAUUCUUAUUUUGGACCCCACUGGCUUUCAUUACAUGGACACAAACUGUUACUCAUAAUGCCUUUUUGUGUCCUGCAGGUUUCAGAAUGGCAUAAAGGUGAGUAAAUGAUGACAGGAUUUUCAUUUUUACGUUAAAUAUCCCUUUAAUGUUUUAUUUUGGUUCUAAUGAACCAAAUGAGUUGCUAAUGUGUUUUUCAGAAUUGAUUUUCUUGCAAACUAUUCUAUUUUAGUACCAUUUGUAUUCUAUCUUUACUUGACUGAUAAGUUCUUCUUUUUGUACAGCAUGCCUUUGUAGAUAAAGUUUAUCAUGAAGCAUGUCUUGGAGUUCAAGGGUCAUCAAAAUGUGGUUUGCACACAUUAUCUUCUCAUUACUGUAAAAGUCCUGAUAAAGAGGUCUGCCUUUUUUUUUUUUUUUUUUUUUUUUUUUUUUGUUGCCUGUAUGUGGAAUCAGAAGUUGAGCAUUUGUUUGGUUGCAGUAACAAAUGCUCAGAAUCUCCAUAUUGUUCCUUAAUUGACACUUUUAACGUGUAAAAUGUAAUUAAAGACAUAACUGCUACUGCACACAAAAGAUUCUCUGUUUCUUAAAUAUUAUUCUUACCUCAGUACCUUCUGACAAAGAUCUUUUAUUUAUAAUGCUGCUGACCAUUGCUGAAAUCCCUGUUUUCUGAUGUGUGGAUGUGUGCUGAAUUUCUCUGAAAGGUGAAGGAGAGGUAUUUAAUGACAAACCAGAUAUGCUUACACUUCUUAAAAGAUGCAAACAUACCUAUAUGAUCACACUACAAUGGGGAAAUAUGAACCUGAAGGAUUGUUGAUUGUUCCCAAAGUAAUUCAUUUGUUUUCUAAGUAUUUUUCCAGGUGUCACAACAUUUGUCAAGUGAUUACCGGCCACAAGGUAGAGAUUAGAAUUUGAGAUCAAUGUCAUUUUUUUUGGUCCGAGGGUUAUUGAACAAGUUUAAAACCAUAACUCUGUAAUUGUGCUUUCUUGCCUAUUUUCAUUAUGUUCUCAUCUCUUGCACAAGAACGAAGCUGAUUACAACAUAAAAUGUUUUGAAUGAUAGUCAAUCAGCAAACAGUGUUAUUAAUGUAAUACUGUAAUAAACUUAUAGGCUUGAUGAAGUGUAAAUACAGAGUGCUUUAGAAGUAAAUGUAUGCUUCAGCUUGUUACGUAUGAAAUGUUUAGUAUAUUUAACAAUAUUACUAUUGCUGGUGCAUGGGCAUGACUUCUACAAAUACUCUUACCUUUUGUAUUUGAUUUUAAUAAAAAUGUAACCAAGUAA